Molecule: messenger RNA, 1776 nt
Organism: Protopterus annectens (West African lungfish)
Lineage: Eukaryota; Metazoa; Chordata; Ceratodontiformes; Protopteridae
Gene: RPL7L1
Product: ribosomal protein L7 like 1
Exons: 7
Coding region: 127-870 (247 amino acids)
Biological process (GO): maturation of LSU-rRNA from tricistronic rRNA transcript (SSU-rRNA, 5.8S rRNA, LSU-rRNA)
Cellular component (GO): cytosolic large ribosomal subunit
Molecular function (GO): structural constituent of ribosome; RNA binding
Source: RefSeq, a predicted model, not a curated record
UCAACUCUUUUCUCCCACUGCCCUCACUUCCUGUAAUGUUCGAGGGCAAAGGGAUCUACUUCCUAGCAACUAGUUGGUACUUUGCACGUGUGCUAAAAUAUUGUGUACUGUUCUGGUCCCGGAAGAAUGGCAGACUCAGAAACUAGGAGGAAGAUUCCACUGGUCCCAGAGAACCUACUGAAAAAACGAAAAGCGUACCAGGCCAUCAAAGCGACCCAGGCUAAGCAGGCCUUACUUGAAAAAAGAAAGUUCCAGAAAGGAAAACAACUUCGUUUUAAGCCGAUUGAGCAAUUUGUCAACGAGUCCAAAAGAAAACAUCGUGAUGAAGUACGUUUGAGGCGUAUGGAAAAGAAGCCUAUGAGUAAAACUCCUGUACCAGAGCAACAGUUAGCAUUCGUUGUCCGAAUUCAUGAAGUUAAAGGAAUCUCUUUGAGAGUGAAAAGAACAAUCUGCGAUCUUCGUAUUCGACAAAUCUACUCUGGCUCUUUCAUCAAACUGAAUAAGUCAUGUCUGAAAAUGUUGAGGAUUGUAGAGCCUUAUGUGGCGUGGGGGUAUCCCAACUUAAAGUCUGUGAGGGAAUUAAUACUAAAACGAGGCCAGGCCAAAAUUAAUGGAAAGAGAGUUCCACUGACUGACAACACAUUGGUAGAAGAGCAUUUAGGAAAAUUUGGGAUUAUCUGUUUAGAAGAUCUGAUCCAUGAAAUCUCUUCAGUUGGGAAGCAUUUCACUGAAGCAAGUAACUUCCUUUGGCCAUUUAAAUUGUCAGUAGCUCGGCAUGCCGCCAGGAACAAGCAGGGUUUCCUCAAAGAAAUGGGUAAAGGAGGAUUCCGAGGCGAGGACAUCAAUAAACUUAUCCGGCUUCUCAACUGAAAAAAACAAGACUGAAUUCUUCAACAUGGCAAGAAGCUAAAGUCUGUGUAUUGUACUGUGUACAGCCAUCACUUCAUUGGACAUCGUCUACACUCUGCUACUAUUCCAGUAUACCACUGUGUGGUAUUGUUAUGCAUAUUCUGGAUAUGAACUCUAGUACUGCCAGACAUUUAAGAUCUGAAGUUCUGAAUAUUUCCCUUUUACCCAAUAAUAUUCUACUUACGAAGACUGAAUAUUCUGAUAUUUUCAUUCACCAGAGGAAGUAUAGUAGAAAUGAUUGCUUAAUAAGCGGGUAAAAGAAUCCAUUUGAAUUUUCUGUGCGGUUUGCCAUUUGGUUGCUAUGCAGCUUUCUGCCCAUCAAAUGUCAUUUUUACACAAUUAUUAUAGGGACUUUCUCAUGGAGAUUUCUUGCGGUAGUGCAAAGAAGUGAGAUUUGUUUUAAAUGCGUUAAUCAUUGUCAAGCUUAUUGCUUUCCAGCCUUCAAAGGUCCCACUUUUUGAGGUAAUAUCUGUUGUAUUACUAUUCCCUUCUGCAACAUGUGGCACUUGCCCAGUAUAAAAAUAGCAUUACCCCACUCUUUUUGUUAUUACUGUUUUGUAGUUGACCACUUCAUAGGUUUUCCAUUUGUGAACACUUCGUUUGGCUUUGCUAUCUUGUUGAUACAUUAAAAUGUGAUAUUUUAACACUGUGGGGAAAAUUUUAGUUUGGAGAAAAUAAACAAAUAAGCUGUUCGUUGUUUUCACUUCAUGGAAACAUCUUAGGAGUGAUUAGACAAGCAUUGUCCCCUCAUUGAAAAGUAUAUGUGGUAGACAUUUGACUUUGAUGAAACUGUCAGUUUUGUUGUUGCCAUUUGAAACCUCUGUUAAUUUGUCUAUGAUUUUAAUAAAACUUCUCUAGGGUGUUGAA